This is a messenger RNA of Phasianus colchicus (ring-necked pheasant), 3338 nucleotides long. It is a transcript of the gene MMADHC, whose product is annotated as metabolism of cobalamin associated D. Gene Ontology annotation, biological process: cobalamin metabolic process. Gene Ontology annotation, cellular component: mitochondrion. The record is from RefSeq and is a predicted model, not a curated record. NCBI's taxonomy places the organism in Eukaryota, Metazoa, Chordata, Aves, Galliformes, Phasianidae.
GGGUUCCUGCCUGCUCCCGCUGCGCCGCGGCCGUGGGGAGUCGGAGCGCUGGGCGAGGGGCUGCUGAGCGUCUGCCAUGGCCAACGUGCUCUGUAACAGAGCAAGAUUGGUCACCUACCUACCAGGGUUUUAUUCCUUAGUCAAAAGAGUUGUAAAUCCCAAGGCUUUUUCUACAGCAGGUUCCUCUGGCUCAGACGAGCCUCAUGUUGCUGCUACACCUCCUGAUUUAUGUCCAAGAACUGUAUGGCCCGAUGAAGUAAUGGGGCCAUUUGGUCCUCAGGACCAGAGAUUCCAGUUGCCUGGUAAUAUUGGUUUUGACUGUCACCUAAAUGGUACUGCUGCUCAGAGGAAGAGCCAAGCCUCAAAAAGUCUGCCUGAUAUAUUAGCAGAGCCUUCGUCAAAUGAAAGGCAUGAGUUUGUAAUGGCACAAUACAUAAAUGAAUUUCAGGGUUCUGAUGUUCCACAGAAACAGCAAGUAAAUAAUGCUGAAACGUAUUUUGAAAAUGCAAAAGUGGAGUGUGCAGUACAAGCUUGUCCUGAACUGCUACGGAAAGACUUCGAAUCAAUGUUUCCAGAAGUGAAUGCCAACCAUUUAACAGUACUGACUGUUACCCAGAAGACUAAAAAUGAUAUGACUGUAUGGAGUCAAGAAGUGGAAGAUGAGAGAGAAAUGCUGUUAGAAAAUUUCAUUAAUGGUGCCAAGGAAAUCUGCUAUGCAAUUUGUUCUGAAGGCUAUUGGGCUGACUUCAUUGAUCCUUCCUCAGGACUGGCAUUUUUUGGACCUUACACAAACAACACUCUGUUUGAAACAGAUGAACGCUACCGCCACUUUGGAUUCUCUGUUGAUGAUCUUGGCUGCUGCAAAGUCAUUCGUCAUAACAUCUGGGGUACUCAUGUUGUUGUAGGAAGUAUUUUCACUAAUGCUGAACCUGACAGCCCUAUCAUGAGAAAACUAAGUGGAAACUAACAGUCGACAGGGCUUCAGAGAUCCACGUGACUUUGGCAUUCUUUGACUUGGUGAUUCUUUGUAAGCAUUGUCAGAAAGUACCACACUUGAAAUAAUUUUAGAUAAUAAACUAUCUGCUAUUUAUUUUAGUCUCAUGACUAUGCUCAUCACAUGUGAUUUGGAACAUUAUUUGACACUAUUUUAACAGAUAGUUGUAUGUGCCACAUGAAUUGAAGCUGUGAGUUCCCUUGUCUUUGAGUUCAAACUCAGUUGACUGAAUACACAGCUCUGCAUAGCCUCUUACUAUUAUCAGCUGUUCUGUCUUUUGGUGUCUGGCAAAUCUGUGUUCUUUGCAUUAAAAAUCCUGGUGCAACUGAAUUUUCUAGGGAUUUUGACCACUUACUCUAGUAAGUUAGUGGGGGGGAGGAGCAAGUAAUAGUACCAUUCUCCCAUAAUAUAAAACUUAAUGAAGACUGCAGCAGUGAAUACUGGGCUAAUUAAUUGCUCAUGCAGUGCUCUAAAAAGAAUAAGUUAAGCUUUCAGGAAUCUUUAACUGCAAGUUGUACUACUUACUGAGUCUCUGGAUGUAGUAGUGACAUCAGCAAAGUCUUAACUCUAGAAUCAGUCAUCUCUUCGUGUUUUCGCCUUCAUGCUGCUUGUGAUUUUAUUUUCUCAGUGUUAGCUAAAUAUAUUUAACUAUUUUAUAUAUGUAAAUGUAAUUUAAACUUGCUUUUGGAAUUUUUUAAGGUCAUCAAAUACAUUGAUGUGGGCUAAAGAAAAAGAUAACAGAGCAGUGCUUGGAUACCCUCAUUGUUUUUUCUUUACUUGAGUGCAACUGAGAUUUAUCUCUGGAAUUUCAAAAUGCCUCAGCAAAGGGCAAUUAUGAUCAAUUGCUGUAAUUACAAUCAAUUACAGAAAACAUUUCAGCAGGAAGGUUUCAGUAAAUAAGUCGGUCUCUUCAGGUGACAUAAAAACCUCCAAAUCAAUUGAAGUUACUGAAGAAAACAGUGAGGAAAAUUCAAGACAUCUGAAAUUUCCAAGCUGUCAGCUGCCUCUCUACAGAAGCUAGGUAAUUAAUGUUGCUACAUUCACUUUUUAGGACUGUUUGGUAAUAUUCCACAGCUGUAGCUGUUUAUGCAACAAUAGGGAAUCUUUCAGUCUUGACUCAGUCAAAAUUAAAUGGAACUUUUGUCUGGAUAAUGGCUGCCAAGGUGAUGUGUUCAGAGGUUUAGCUUCCUUUCAAAUAGCUUGGGAUUUUAAUAAUCUUUUUUUUCCAUUAUUAAUAAUUAGACUUAACACAUGUUCUAGGUUUGUGUACUGUUUCUAUUGCUUAUUCAGGUUCUAAGCCAGUUUGCCACCAAAGUUUCUGCUGGCUUUAGUAGGCUUAGAACCAGACCCUUACCAAGUGCCUGUAUCUGUCCUUGUUAAUGACUGCCUGAUCGUAGAGGUGCAGUUUAGGAAGGUGCUCUCUGCUGAAGUAGUGACAACUGCCUUCUCAAUUCUCACCCUGGCUAAGCCAGCCAGUCAGAGUUUGUGUUGCCAUCAUCACCAUUGUUGGCUCCAGCCUAUAUGCAUUCCAAGACUGAAGUGUAUGGCUGUUGAGGCAGGAUUUGCUUACUGCUGUGUCGUGGAAUCUGCCGUAUUUCUAGAACAUGAGCUCUUCAUCUCCUGUCUGCUGGCUAAGAAAACUGUAAUAUCCAAAGUCUGGUUUAUUUUUUGCCCUUGUUGUUUAAAGGAUUUAAAAUACUGAAGGAGUUGAAGAGUAUCUUUGUAUAAAACCAACUGUAGCAUAAUUCUUUUGCAGAGUACAUGUUACCUCACUUGAUGAUGGAGGGUUAUUGUCUUGGUGCACAGUAUAGCACCAUUGUAGAGAACUUAGCUGGAUAAAUACUAGAAAACUUCUGUGAAAUGCCUCACAUAGUUUAACUAUGUUGAAGGCUCUUGGUGCUGUCUUUUUGUUUUCUUCCAGUGACUUUGUUGUAUCUGCCUUUCUAUUUUUUUAAUUGAGGUGUAUUUUCAGGCAGCUGUCCAAAUUAAACUUGAGACACCAAUUUCUGAGUUCAUACCCUGUAAAGUUUCAUGCUGGACAAUGUGGGGUUUUUUGGUUGCUUUUUUUAACAGUAGCUUUUCAAAUGGCUUUAACCCAAGGCAAAAAAAAAAAAAAAACUCACUGAAAACAGUGGGAAUUCUGCCUUGACAUCACUGAUAGUAUUUCAUGCUAGAAGUUGAGGGGAGAUAUUUUGUGGUAUUUUUCUAACUAACAUUUUCUUGUACAUAAAAGCCUACUAAAACUCUCAAAAGAGGCUAGAACUAUUCAGUUCUGUUUCCCUUUCAUCAGAAGGGAUUUAUUGUAUAUUAAUUUGUUACUGUGAAAUAAAGGUUUUGGAAUACA